AGUAAAAAAAAUUGCGGUUUGGAAAUCAAAACAAAACAACGUGGUUAUAUAUUUUAAUAUAAAUAAAUGGUUUAGCGUAGAUUCACAAUUUUACCAAAGUAAAAUAUUUAAUGAAGUACAAUGGGUUUGACCAAACAAUACUUACGGUAUGCGCCAAGUGGGACGUUUAAUAUAAUUGCUAGUCCUGAUUGCAACAGCACUCAUGUAGCCUUAAAUGGAAUUAGUGGAAGAUAUGUUGCUGUAGGUGCAUGUGAACAUGUUGUGAUAUGGGACAUGCGAUUAGGAGAGAAGGCACAAGUUAUUCCAGGCGAAAAAACAAUAGUAUCCCAAAUAGCAGCCAGUCCAACAGGAAAUCAUAUGGCUGUAGGGUAUGUCGAUGGUAACAUAAAUGUGUUUGAGCUGAGUAACAAUGAAAUAGUAUGUGUGUUUGCUGGCCACAAAUCAGCAGUUACUUGCCUGCAGUAUGAUGAGCAAGGACACAGAAUAGUAUCUGGGUCAAAGGACACGGAAGUGAUAUUAUGGGAUGUUGUAUCAGAAACAGGUGUAGCAAGGUUUAGUGGACAUAAAGGGGCUAUAACAAGUGUUCUCUUCAUUAAUGGAAGGAACUGUGUUGUAAGCUCUUCGAAAGACACCUUUGUUAAGUUCUGGGAUGUGGAAACCAAACAUUGUUUUAAGACUCUUGGUGGACAUCAAAUGGAGGUGUGGUCAGCUGUUCUUCUAAAAGAGGAAAGAUACUUGGUAACAGGCACUAUGGAUCAGGAGCUGAGAGUUUGGAAACUGGUUUGGACGGACAAAGUGAAGGAGGAAGACAAAAUAGCACAACAAUUGGAAAUUGUUAAACUGGAAGAUUCAGAGGGUACAGAAGAUAGUUCGCUUUUGCAAUGUCAUCAAGUUGGCACACUGGUCAGAGGAGGCAAGGGCCGUGUUGUGAGCCUAGUGACUGACCUAGGACAGUCAUGUCUGGCAUGCUUCGGUACCGAUUCAUUGUUGGAACUGUUCUCGUUUUGUUCUGACGAUGAAGCAAAGACUCGUAUGACAAAACGAAUAAAAAAACAAAGAAAAAAGUUAGCGAAACAAACAGAGAACUCAGAAGAGCCAACUGUUUCAGAAAUACCUGAAGUCCUUACUUUGUCUGAUGAAGUAAGACGGCUGAGCUCUGUUAAGUUAUCAGCCAAAAUAAAAUCUGCUACAUUGCUCCUCGGUGUGACCGGGGAGCUGAGAUUAGGAGUUACUCUAUCUACUAACACGGUUGAACUGCAUAGCUUGGAUAUAACUGAAGGAAACGAAGUGAAAUGUCUCAAGCAAAUAACUCAUCCGGGACAUCAGAGGGAACCAAGAUGUGUAGCGAUGAGUUCAGAUAACCUGGCUGUUCUGUCAGCUUCAGUUGACUCCAUCAAAUUGUGGAAUAGAAGCAGCCAAUCAUGUCUCCGCACGGUGGCGGUGCCAUGUGGUCGACCAAUCAGCGCGUGUUUCGCGCCGGGUGACCGGCACGCAUUGGUCGGAUGCGCAGACGGCAGCUUGCUAUUGGUGGACGUGGCCGCUGCGACAAUACUCGAGCAGGUUCCCGCGCACUCCACCAAUUGCGCCGCAAUUGGUCUCACACCUGAUAUGAGAGGCUGCUACUCCGGGGGCGGUGAUAAAACAGUGAAACUAUGGCAGUUCGAGUUGAUUGAUGAUCCUACAGGAGAGUCUAAGGCAAAGGUUCUAUCGUUGCUUCACACGCGGACCCUGGAGCUGGAGGAGAGUGUAACGGCGGUCAGGAUAUCACCCAACAACAAGUUCAUCGCUGUAGCUCUUCUGGAUUCAACUGUCAAAAUAUUCUUCCUUGACACAUUUAAGUUCUACCUGUCCCUCUACGGUCACAAGUUGCCCGUACUAUCUCUGGACAUCAGCUAUGACUCCGCUCUGAUCGCCACCGGGUCUUCGGACAGGAAUGUCAAGAUCUGGGGCAUGGACUUCGGGGACUGUCACAAGUCGAUCUUCGCGCACAACGACUCGGUGACCGCACUUGCGUUCGUUCCCAGCACGCAUUACUUCUUCACGGCCUCGAAGGAUGGGAAAGUGAAACAGUGGGACGCGGAUUCAUAUGACAAUAUCAUCACGCUGCAUGGUCAUUCAGGCGAGUGCAGAGACUUGAGUGUGGGUUCCGGCGGCCUUCACGUGGUUUCGUGCGGCUCCGAUUGUUCGCUCCGACUGUACUCUCGCACGGACGAACCGCUGGUGCUGGGAGACACGGAUGAGGCCGACGAGGGUCUGGCCACUGGAGAACAACACACGACUGUACCUGGUCUGCCGGGGUUGAAUAUGCCAACGAAGAAGACAAUUGGAGCGGAGAAAGCGGCGGACUCAAUAUUCGAGUGCCUGUGUGUGGGGGCGGAGUACCGGCAGCUCGCGAGCGAGGCCCGGGGCGCCGCCGUGCAACCUCCGCUGUUGAUGGCGGCCUACAACUGUUGGACGCCCGAGGACUUCCUGCUGGAGACUGUGAAGAGAAUACGAUCGAGCGACUUGGAGGAAGCGCUUUUGUUGGUGCCGUUCAACUCUGCGUGCGAAAUUCUCAAGAUGUUGCCCAACAUUCUGGAGCGCUCCGACUGCACCGAGCUGGUCUGCCGGCUGGCGCUAUUCCUGCUGCGGAUCCACCACGCGCCGCUCAUUGCCAACCACCAGCUUCUGAAGCACAUCAUCCAGAUCCAGGCGAAGGCAGCGAUCAAACUCACUGAGCUGAGGGACAUGGUAGGAUUCAAUGUACACGCGCUGAAAUGGAUGCAUCGCGACGUGGAAGAGCGAGAGAGUCUGCAACUGUUCCGAACAGCCACGACGGAUAGGAAGGAGCGAGACAGACGCAACCGUCGGAGACAGGCGGUCAAGCGACCCAUACUUACCGUUAACUGAAUAUGUACAUAAAAUAUAGUUAUAAAGUUGAUGUAAGAU
Messenger RNA from Leptidea sinapis, 2928 nucleotides. RefSeq names its product WD repeat-containing protein 3. NCBI's taxonomy places the organism in Eukaryota, Metazoa, Arthropoda, Insecta, Lepidoptera, Pieridae. Gene Ontology annotation, cellular component: Pwp2p-containing subcomplex of 90S preribosome; small-subunit processome. The transcript is spliced from 16 exons. Gene Ontology annotation, biological process: maturation of SSU-rRNA. The record is from RefSeq and is a predicted model, not a curated record. The coding region runs from base 121 to 2889 and encodes 922 amino acids. Gene Ontology annotation, molecular function: snoRNA binding; protein binding.